This is a messenger RNA of Centropristis striata (black sea bass), 3282 nucleotides long. It is a transcript of the gene coro1b, whose product is annotated as coronin, actin binding protein, 1B. The transcript is spliced from 12 exons. Gene Ontology annotation, biological process: cell migration; actin filament organization. The coding region runs from base 321 to 1829 and encodes 502 amino acids. The record is from RefSeq and is a predicted model, not a curated record. Gene Ontology annotation, molecular function: actin filament binding. Lineage: Eukaryota; Metazoa; Chordata; Actinopteri; Perciformes; Serranidae.
GAGCGGAAGUGUCUGGGAUUCUGCAUCUCUUCAAAUCAGUCGUUUGUAAAGGGGAGACGGGGCGAGCACCGUCUGCGUUUCUUCCCACAGCAUCACCGUUAGCUCCGGCUCCAUUCAGCGUCGCUGUGCACCAUUUAUUGUAGCUACAUAUCAGCACGGGACAUGCGCUAUCAGGUCUGCGCAAUCGACGUGAACGCCUGCCUGGACACAGGAGAGGAUUAAGUUACUGCUGCUGGCGGCGGAUUAUUUUAUUGGCCUCGUCCUGUCACGCCCGAGUCUUUGGUGAUCCUUCUUCCAAUUAGGAAAGGUCGAAAGCCAGAAUGUCUUUCCGGCGAGGUGUGGUCAGGCAGAGCAAGUUCCGCCACGUGUUCGCCCAGGCCUGGAAAGCCGAGCACUGCAUCGAUGACGUCAGAGUGUCCCGCGUGACGUGGGACACUUCCCUCGCCGCCGUCAACCCCAAAUUCAUCGCUGUGAUCAUCGAAGCCGGCGGAGGAGGAGCCUUCCUCGUUGUUCCCAUCAGCAAGAGCGGCAGGAUUGAUCAGUCCUGUCCCACGGUGUGCGGCCAUGCGGCUCCGGUGCUGGACAUCCAGUGGUCUCCUCAUGACGACAACAUCAUUGCAAGUGCCUCCGAGGACUGCACCGUCAAGGUGUGGCAGAUCCCAGACGGGGGCCUGACCAGCCCAAUGACUGAGGCCAUUGUGACACUGGAGGGACACAGUAAAAGAGUGGGAGUCCUGGCAUGGCACCCAACUGCCUUCAACAUCCUCCUGACUGCAGGCUGCGAUAAUGUGAUGUGUGUGUGGAAUGUGGGCACCGGGGAGCUGGUGUACCAGCUGGAUGACGCCCAUCCAGAUCUGAUCUACAGCGUGAGCUGGAACAAGGACGGCAGCGCCGUCUGUACCGUCUGCAAGGACAAGGCUCUGCGUGUCAUCGACCCGCGGCGGGGCACUGUCCUCAAGGUGAAAGAGAAGGUCCAUGAUGGCACCAGGCCGAUGAGAGCUGUGUUCCUGUCAGAUGGGAAGAUCCUGACCACAGGCUUCAGCCGCAUGAGUGAGAGACAAGUGGCAUUGUGGGAUACAAAGGAUCUCUCUGAGCCAAUGGCAGUACAGGAGAUGGAUACCAGUAAUGGGGUUCUUCUACCAUUUUAUGACCCAGACACCAACAUGGUCUACCUUUGUGGAAAGGGAGACUGCACCAUCCGGUAUUUUGAAGUGACAGACGAAUCCCCAUAUGUUCACUUCCUGAGCUUAUACAGCAGCAAGGAGCCCCAGAGAGGUGCAGGCUUUCUUAGUAAAAGAGGUGUCGAUGUCAACAAGUGUGAAAUUGCCAGAUUCUACAAACUGCAUGAAAGGAAAGUGGAACCCAUUUCUAUGACUGUACCACGAAAGUCAGAUCUGUUCCAGGGAGACCUUUACCCCGACACAGCCAGCCUGGAGCCGGCUCUUCUGGCCGAUGAGUGGAUCGCCGGGCAGGAUGCCCCGCCCCUGGUGGUGUCUCUGAGCGGCGGGUACUCCGCACCUCCAUCCAAGCACAGAGACACCCUCAGAAGCAAACCUAAACUCGUCUCGCAGGACUCUGGGACCGGGGCGGCUCCGCCUUCAGCAGCUCCCACAUCUACUGCCGCCAAGGAGACGGAAGAGGAGGUGCCACAGCCACGAGUAGCCACGAGGGAGACGGAUGGGAACACAGAGAGGCCGAAGAGAGAGGACGAGCUGUUGAACGAGUUGUUGGCAGAAAUGAAGGCCCUGCGCGCUGUCGUCCUGGCCCAGAGCCAGAGGAUCGAGCUGCUGGAGAGGCAGCUGGCUCGCAUCGAGGAUGGCGACGUAUGAGCAAGGCGGAGACCCACUACAUUCAGAGGGCAUUCUUACUAAAUCCAUAGACCAUAGCCUUACUAGAAUCAACAGUACCUUAAGCUGUGUGAGUGGAAGAAUGUAGUGUAGGGUAGCGACUAACUGUGCAUCCCAGUGGCUUACAACCAGGUCAGCUGUGGUGAUAAAACAAGACCACAAUUUGUUUCCGUGUGUUUUCCAGACUGUGGCGGAGAAUGGGGCGUCAUCUGCAUAGAGUGAUAUCUGACAAUUUUUUUGUUUUUCAUGUGAAGGAGUAUAAUAGCAGCUAUUUGGUGGUGCAUAUAGUGCAGCUUUGAGCUUUGCAAAAUUCCCAUGCUAAUUCUGAAGGGCUUUGAAGGCAUUACAACGGCGCCAUUGCCUCAAGUUAAUGCACAAAGCGGUGAUAUAAAAAGCAUUAUAUUAAAAAAGUUAAUGAAGACUUUCUAUAGCAAAGCGAUGAAGUACCUCAAAUAUGAUUUUCUUUCUCUAAAGCACUCACAAAUAUAACCAUUAGGGCUAUUUAAUCAGGUAGUUAAAGCUGCUAAACUGUGAUGUCAUAUCAGACCCCCAGUUGUUAACUCAUUGUGUGACUUGUGCUUUGUUUUACUGCUUCAUUAUCAGACUCCCAUGUGUAAGGUUAACAGUAGGAAAAGGUGGUACGCAAAUCAUGACCCUGACAGUGAGAAUUAUGUGACUGAUAGCUGACGAGAGUGUAGUUGAAUAUUUAUGUGUAUCGUAAUUCUGUGUAGUCUUUGCAGUCGAUGAAAAGGUAACACUUGUGAUUUUGUACCUCAUGUUAUCAGGAGAGGGCUGUGGCUUUGUGACAUUUUCUGUAAUAUCACAAGGCGAGACAUUUGUCCAUGUUAUCAUGAAGAUAUAAAUGCUCAGAAAUUCCUUCUUUUGACACGUGGAAAGGCUGCAGUAUCUUUUGCCCCUUUUCAAAGAACCAGGAUCUCUGGUUUAGUCGUCACUUUUUCUAAGAAUUUUGACAGAGCUGUAAGCUAAAAGGAGCUGUUUUGUGGACUGAAUUGUACUAUAUACAGUACAUGGAAAACAAAACCAACACUAGUUGCAUUGCGGCCUCACUAAAAAGCACUAGAUUUAUUUAGAACGGCAGCAACAAGAAAGAGGAAGUUGCAGUGGAGUGGAACACAUUUUCUUAAGUGUGCAAUUGCGUUUAUAUUGAUGUUAAAAGAUGGAAAGAUCUUUUUGAUUUUUUUUUUAAUUUUAGGUACGUUUUUGUUUUUUGUCAUUACAUUUAAAGACACUCUCCUGUUAUCCUUUCCAUCAGUUGAUCAUGUAACAAUGGUACAUUCCACAUCAAGCUUCUCCCUUUAUUACUUACUUUCUAUUUCUUUAUGCACUGACCUCUUAACACUAACUGUAAAACCCGUAGCUAGUAGGUUAAAUGAGACUACAUUGUGAAACUCAAUAAACACUCAUUCCUCCUUUG